Stylophora pistillata is the source of this 1885-nucleotide messenger RNA. RefSeq lists its product as uncharacterized. The record is from RefSeq and is a predicted model, not a curated record. NCBI's taxonomy places the organism in Eukaryota, Metazoa, Cnidaria, Anthozoa, Scleractinia, Pocilloporidae.
UCCACACACGUUAGUCUGAUCCAAUCUUGCCUUGGGAGGUUAGACUGGAAACGCGUGCUAAUCUCGCCGUUGCGGAAGAGCUUUUUUGUGUUAUUUUGAUGAAGAGUUGGCCACUGGGAGUAUAAUACAUUUACAGAAUGAUAUUUACGCACAUUUUCCGUUAUUUGGAUGAUAGAGAUGCCGAAGAGAUGAAGAAAAACAACGGUGAAAACUUCAGACCACCAGCCGAGGAUUACCGGUUUCAUGUGUCCUCAACUGAGCAUCGUGAUGCGAAAUUUGGACAGAUUUCUUGGAAAGCAACUCCAGGUCUAACUGUAGUUUCCGGAUCUCAUCAAACGGGCGCAAGAGUAAGUAAAACAUCAUCCAGCGCUCCACUGGCCCAAGGAUUUUGUUCGUUGCGAGGGGAAACGCUCGGCUCAACAUCAACAAAGAAGCAAGUUUUACCCCCAAUUAGAAAAUUACAAAGUUCAGAGUUGGGUGGAAAAGAGUACACACAAAAUGAAAAUUAUUUCGCAAAGCUGCCACCAAUUGAACCUCUCGAUGAAAAGACACAAGCGUUCCCGAAAAAAUCAAGAGGAUGCUCGGGAAAAGGGAAGGAGUCGAUUUGGAAUAAUACCUCAGUAAAUACGCGACCGCCUCAGAAAGAUCAAAUGUGUUUGGGGACGAACCGUGCGGAGCCUUUAAACACUGUCGGCCAAGUUAAGGAGGAGAAUAAUCCCAGGAUAGAAAACGUGACGACUAAUCUGACCCCAGAAUCAUCGGCUGACAACUGGAAUGAAAAACACCGGCUCACAAUGCAAACAGUUGACGAUAUGUCGUUAACCAUAGCCGGUACAAAGACUUCUUCCUACCGAACUGCUAAAAUGAAGCUGGACAGUGAAACUUUUAAAGUCCGGUCAUCAAAAACUGAUGAGAUUAAGGCCGAUGAAAGGAGCGAGUACAAAAUUCGGCGAAUUCAGACGCGACUUAAGAGUUUCUCGGACGGCGAAGAAUCGCCUGGAAUUGAGAGGCACCAAACCUGGGGUGAAAAUGUGAAAACGAAGACGACAGGAAAUUUAUAUACAAACUUGGGUUUAAUUGACCCUAAAGCUGGCUUUCUACGACACUUUGCGAAACAAAAAACUGGACCUGUAAAGUCCCGAUGUUACAGUACGCCUUGCGUGCAAGCAGAGGAAGUUGUGCGUUUUAAAACUCGCGGAGGAUCAACCACUUCCGUGGUGAGAGGAGAAGGAAAGACAAAACAUCAGGUACAGUUAGUUGCUUGCGUCAAAGGAAGACGAAACGCUAUCUGCGAAGUCAUUGAGCGGAGCAUAGUGCCUGAAUUCGGCUCGAGUUUAUACGAAAUGAGGAAAAGUUUAAUUAGUAUAAGGUGAAGAGUGAAGACAGCAUGCAACCAAGAAAAGAUCAAACAGCGUCAAUCGACUAAGGGCCAGGUGAUUUUAUUUUUUUUGCCUCCCUCAAGUUUCCGUAAGAUGUAUUUCAUUAACGGCAUCACACCGUGUGAAUAUCAUUUGGAACUGAAAAAACACCGCCAAUACCUGGAAAUAGUCCCUGCGCCAAAGGGAAAUUUCUCUUUAUUAGGCGUUAUGUAGCCUUCGGCAAAACACAAAGUUAAUUUUAUGUUCAAUAGUGUUAGAAGUGUGCUUUCUCGACGUCGGUUAAAAGGCAAGGGAACUUUACCAAGGGUUCCGACAUGAAAAUAUCAUAAAGAAAACUAAAUAAACAAAAUGGACACAUUCAUUUGUAUUUUCGGAAACUAAAAAGACUUUUGUGAAUAUUUAGCGAUUUAAAAAUAGGAGUUACCUAAGAUGACAAUCUAUUGAUAAAAGUGAAUAACUAAGUAGAAUUUUAAUUUAACUCGUAGAAUAAAUUGUCGUAACUCUUA